AUGGCAAGCCAGGCGACCCCCGCCGGCGAUCACAACCUCGACUCUCAACCUCCGCCCGCCGACCAGAGCCACGACCACAACGGCCUCCGCAAUACCAGCACCAACAGGUUCGUCAAUUGUGUGAACAAGACCGUGGCACAGUACACCGAGGACGCGAGGCUUCACGCCGUCUUCGAGCGGGCGGCCCGAGAGCCUGGCAAAACCUUCGAUUACACGCAGUGCUUGAGAACGAGCAACGAGCUCGUACCGGAGCAGGAGAUCUCGGCCUACUUGUCGAAGAUGCAGCGUGGGGGGCUCAUCCAGCCCUUCGGCUGCACGAUCGCCGUCGACGAGUCGGACUACCGAGUCAUAGCCUACUCGGAGAACGCGCGCGGGUUGCUCGGCUUAAUGCCUCAGUCGGUCCCGAGCCUCGAGAGGCCCGAAAUUUUAGCUAUCGGGACGGACGUGAGAACGCUAUUCACACCCUCGAGCUCCGCCAUGCUGCAGAGGGCAUUUAGGGCUAAAGAAAUUACGCUGCUAAAUCCACUUAUGGUCAACUCGAUGAUUUCCGAAAAUAUUGUCCAUAAUUAUCUGAUCUGCCAUCUGUUACAUAAACCUUUUUAUGCAAUUCUACACAGGAUAGACGUAGGGGUGGUGAUUGAUUUGGAGCCAGCCCGGCCCGAGGACCCGGCCCUCUCCAUAGUAGGGGCCGUGCAGUCCCAGAAGCUUGCUGUAAGAGCCAUUACUGAAUUGCAAUCGCUCCCUAGUGGUGAUUACAGGGUCUUGUGCGAUGCGGUCGUGGAGCAAGUGAGGAAGUUGACCGGGUAUGACAGGGUCAUGGUCUACAGGUUCCAUGAGGACGAACACGGUGAGGUUGUGGCCGAGAGCAGAAGGCCCGAUCUCGAGCCCUACAUUGGGCUGCACUACCCCUCAACUGACAUUCCUCAGGCCUCUAGGUUCCUUUUCAGACAGAACCGGGUCAGGAUGAUCGUGAACUGCAAUGCAGAGCCUGUUAAGGUAAUUCAGGACGAGGCACUGAUGCAGCCUUUGUGCCUGGUGGGCUCCACCCUCCGGGCCCCACACGGCUGCCAUGCUCAGUACAUGGCAAACAUGGGGUCGAUUGCUUCAUUGACUCUGGCAGUCCUUGUCAACGGAAAUGAAGAGAAUGUGGUUAAGGGUCUAAAUUCCAUGAAGCUGUGGGGUCUGGUCGUUGGCCACCACACAUCCGUCAAGUAUGUUCCUUUCCCACUACGUUACGCAUGUGAGUUCGUAAUGCAGGCUUUUGGGCUCCAGCUCAACAUGGAGUUACAGCUAGCGUCACAAUUGUCCGAAAAGCGAGUACUGAGGACACAAACCUUGUUAUGCGACAUGCUCCUUCGUGAUUCGCCGACUGGGCUUGUUACGCAGAGCCCCAGCAUCAUGGACCUCGUCAAGUGCGACGGGGCUGCUUUAUACCACCAGGGGAAAUAUUAUCCUCUGGGGGUCACGCCCACCGAAACACAGAUAAAUGACAUCAUUCAAUGGCUGCUGGAGAUUCAUGGGGACUCGACCGGUUUGAGCACGGAUAGUUUGUGUGACGCUGGUUACCCGGGGGCAGAAAUUCUGGGAGACGCCGUUUGCGGGAUGGCCGUUGCCUAUUUCACGAAAAGGGAUUAUCUGUUUUGGUUCAAAUCGCACACAGAGAAAGAGAUCAAGUGGGGUGGGGCCAAGCAUCAUCCUAGGGACAAAGAUGACGGCUCGGACAUGCACCCACGCGUGUCGUUUGAGGCCUUUCUGGAGGUUGUCAAUAGACGGAGUUCCUCUUGGGAGAGUGCCGAGAUUGACGCGAUUCGUUCGCUGCAACUGAUUUUGAGGGACUCUUUUAUAGAUGGUGAUGGCAGGAACUCGGAGGUGGUUGUGAGGGCCGCUGGAAGUGGGGAGGUGGAUGGAUUUGUAAUAGAUGAGCUGAGUUCCUUGGCUAGGGAGAUGAUUAGGUUGAUAGAGACUGCAACUGCUCCGAUAUUUGCCUUGAGUGUUGAUGGCCUUGUGAAUGGAUGGAACCCAAAAGUUGCUGAGUUGACCGGGCUUUCCAUUGAGGAGGCCACAGGGAGGUCAUUUGUUCGUGAUGUUGUCCACGAGGAGUCGGGAGAGGUUGCCGCCGAGCUACUGGCUGGUGCUCUGAGAGGUAGUGAGGAACGAAAGAAUGUGGAAUUGAGGUUGAGGACAUUUGGCUCUGAGGCCAGCAAGAAUGCCGUGUUCAUUAUGGUCAAUGCUUGCUUGAGCAAGGACUACACAGAAAAAGUGGUUGGUGUCUGCUUUGUGGGUCAGGAUGUCACCAGCCAGAAAGUGGUCAUGGACAAGUUCAUUAACAUUCAAGGUGAUUACAAGGCAAUCGUACACAAUCCUAGCCCUUUGAUUCCUCCGAUAUUUGUUUCAGAUGAGAACACUUGCUGCUAUGAAUGGAAUGCUGCCAUGGAGAAGCUCACUGGAUGGCGACGGGAGGAAAUAAUUGGGAAGAUGCUAAUUGGGGAGAUAUUUGGAAACUGUUGUAGGCUCAAGCGUUUAGAUGCAAUGACGAAAUUAAUGAUGGUCUUGCACAAUGCAAUAGGAGGCCAGGAUACCGAGAAGUUUCCAUUUUCUUUUCUCGAUCGAAACGGGAAAUACGUGCCAGUUUUACUGACUGCAAAUAAGAGGGUGAAUGCGGAUGGCCAGAUUGUUGGGGCAUUCUGUUUUUUGCAGACCACUGGUCCUGAACUACCGCAAGCUGCUGGGGUUGAGAGUACAACGGAGAAUUGUGUUUCAAAGAUGCAAGAGCUGGCAUAUAUUGUACAGCAGGUAAAGAAUCCAAUGAGUGGUAUACGUUUCACUAAUUCGGUCUUAGAAGCUAUGGAUUUAACUGAGGACCAAAGACAACUUCUCGAGACGUCUGUUGCUUGUGAGAAGCAGGUGUUGAGGAUUAUGAAGGAUGUUGAUCUGGGUAAAAUUGAGCAUGGUUCACUGGAGUUUGAGAAAGCAGAAUUCGUACUAGGGAAUGUGAUAGAUGCUGUUGUUAGCCAAAUAAUGUUAUUGCUUAGAGAAAGAGGCCUGCAAUUGAUGCAUGAUAUACCAGAUGAAGUCAAGACACUAAUGGUCUAUGGCGAUCAAGUUAGAAUUCAGCAGAUCUGGGUGGAUUUCUUAUCAAGCAUGGUUCGUUAUGCACCUUCGCCAGAUGGUUGGGUAGAAUUACAGCUGAGGCCAAGCUUGAAGCAAGUCUCUGAAGGACUAACUAUUGUGCACAUCGAGCUCAGGUAA
Molecule: messenger RNA, 3249 nt
Organism: Striga hermonthica
Lineage: Eukaryota; Viridiplantae; Streptophyta; Magnoliopsida; Lamiales; Orobanchaceae
Source: the annotation of a GenBank genome assembly